Didymosphaeria variabile is the source of this 2304-nucleotide messenger RNA. It is a transcript of the gene lub1, whose product is annotated as WD repeat protein Lub1. Gene Ontology annotation, biological process: proteasome-mediated ubiquitin-dependent protein catabolic process; ubiquitin recycling. The coding region runs from base 1 to 2304 and encodes 767 amino acids. The record is from RefSeq and is a predicted model, not a curated record. NCBI's taxonomy places the organism in Eukaryota, Fungi, Ascomycota, Dothideomycetes, Pleosporales, Didymosphaeriaceae. Gene Ontology annotation, molecular function: ubiquitin binding. The transcript is spliced from 3 exons. Gene Ontology annotation, cellular component: cytoplasm; nucleus.
AUGGGAGACUACAAGCUGUCGGCCGUCCUGCGUGGUCACGAAAGCGACGUUCGCAGUGUCGCCUUCCCCCACCCCACCACCGUCGUGUCUGCAUCGCGAGACUUCAGCGUGCGGUUAUGGAAGCUGCAGUCAGAGAAGCCGCCGAGCUUCGAUAGCACCAUCAAGAUCCAAGGCAAAGAAUUCAUAAACUCACUAGCAAUUGUGCCCCCGACUGCUGAAUUCCCCGAAGGCCUCAUCGUUUCGAGCGGAAAGGACCAGAUCAUCGACGUGCGGCCACCCAGCAAAGCCCUCGACGACAACGCCGAAGCCCUGCUGAUUGGCCACGCUUCCAACGUAUGCGCCCUCGACGUUAGCCAGGAUGGGAGAUUGAUCAUAAGCGGAAGCUGGGACACCGAGGCACGAGUGUGGCAGGUGGGAAAGUGGGAAGACUCUACGGUUCUGAAGGGCCACGAAGCUUCGGUGUGGGCCGUGCUUGCCUACGAUUCCGCCACUAUCAUAACGGGUUGCGCCGACCAGCAGAUUCGCAUAUUCCAACCCACGGGUAAGCUCGUACGGUCAAUAAAGACAGGAGAUGUUGUCCGUGCUCUAUGCAGACUACCUCCCAACCAUCCGUCAGGUGCGCAUUUUGCUUCGGCAGGCAACGAUGCUGUUGUCCGACUGUGGACCUUGGACGGGCACCAAGUAAGUGAGUUGCGCGGUCACGAGAACUUUAUUUACUCCCUCGCCGUACUGCCAGAUGGACGAUUAGUCAGCGCUGGUGAAGAUCGUACAGUGCGGCUAUGGGAGAAGAACGAAUGCAUACAGACCAUUACCCAUCCUGCUAUCUCGGUGUGGACAGUCGCUGUUUGCUCGGAGAAUGGCGAUAUCGUCACCGGUGCGAGUGACCGCCUCGUUCGGGUCUUUACUCGCGAACCACAGCGAUAUGCGGAUCCUGCCGCUAUCGAGCAAUUCAGCGAAGACGUGAAGUCCUCCGCCAUACCCCAGCAGUCGAUGGGCAACAUCAACAAGGAGAAGUUGCCUGGUCCGGAGUUUCUCACGCAAAAGUCUGGCACCAAGGAAGGGCAAGUGCAGAUGAUCCUCGAAGGCAACGGCAACAUCACCGCGUAUCAAUGGUCUAUGGCUGCCAAUCAAUGGGUUAGCGUGGGCACUGUCGUGGACCAGGCCGGUAGCGAUGGACGCAAGAUUUCGCACAAUGGCAAAGAAUACGAUUAUGUCUUCGACGUUGAUAUCGAAGAAGGCAAACCUCCGCUAAAGCUGCCUUACAACGUAUCCCAGAAUCCAUAUGAGGUGGCUCGGAAAUUCUGCGAGGACCACAAGUUGCCACUUACGUAUCUCGAUCAGGUCACGAACUUCAUCGUGCAGAACACACAGGGCGCUACGCUAGGACAAUCAACGUCACAAGGAGCGGAUCCGUGGGGAACAGAUGCGCGAUAUCGGCCUGGAGAUGCAGCACCGUCACAGGCGCCACCUCAACCUCCUGCACCAAAGGCCAAGAUAUUACCUCAGAAAGAGUACCUCGACAUUUUGACGGCCAAUCACAAGCCGAUCUUUAAGAAACUACAAGAAUUCAACCAAGCCUUGGUCAAUGAUGGCAGUAAAGGGCUAUCGAUGAAUCCUUCUGAUAUCGAACAACUGAGUGCUGCCGUCUCUCUGCUGGAGAAGGGAAGCGCCAAAGACAUCGAUCCCUCCGCAAUAGACCUUAUCGUCAAGGCAGCAACAGAAUGGCCUGAGGACAAACGAUUGCCUGGGCUCGACCUGCUACGGCUCUUGUUCUCCGCCGAAGAGCCGGUCGCUUACCUCACUACAGAGCAGAACAUACUGCAACGGCUCGCCAGCUCAGGUGCUUUCGCGCCAACUUCGCCACUGAACAACACCAUGAUGGCCGUUCGGUCGUUGAGCAACCUUUUCAAAACCGACAUAGGCAGAGCCAUUGCUGGCGAUGAGUUCAACCAAAUCCACGAAUCUGUGUCCGCCUUCUUAACAACACCCAACAGGAACCUUAUCAUCGCCAUUACCACCCUCUAUAUCAAUUACUCGGUUCUUCUCACUGGCGAUAAUAACGCCGAUCGAGUAUUGUCGCUAUUGGACGAUUUAAAUAAGAUCCUCCAUAGCGCAAAAGAUUCCGAGGCCAUCUACCGAGCUCUUGUGGCCACUGGCACACUACUUAGCUUGGACAGCGACUUCUGCGAGGCUGGACGAGACAUCUUGCAACUUCCUUCCGCCAUCUCUGCUGCGGAGAAGCAAGCGAAGGAGCCACGUGUUAAGAAUGUAGUAGCUGAGAUUCGGGAGCAGCUACAGGAUUGA